AUGCCUAAAAAUAAUUUUACAGAUUAUACAUAUGACACACCAGCUAUACUUGGUUCAAUUCCUACAUCACCAUCAUCAUCUGAAGUAAAGGAUCCUCUCAGCGUUGCUUUUAAUAAAUUUAGCGUUCAAGAUUUGCCAUCGAAAAAUUCAGAUAAUAAUGAUGAUGAUAGUGAUAGUGGUUAUAAACAUUGGAUUGCACGAUCUGGAACCCUUAUAGCAAAUCUUUUAACAUGUGCAGGAGCUGAUCAUAUUAUGACUAUUGAUCUUCAUGAUCCUCAAUUUCAAGGAUAUUUUGAUGUACCUGUCGACAAUCUAUACAGUGAACCAUUAAUGAUCAAAUACAUAAAAGAAAAUAUUCCAAAUUGGAACAAUGCAAUAAUCAUAUCUCCAGAUGCAGGUGGUGCUAAAAGAGCUACUUCCAUUGCUGAUAAACUUCGGAUUGAUUUUGCACUUAUUCAUAAAGAACGACGUUCUCAACAUGCACCCCACAAAAUGGAUAUGAUGUUAGUUGGAGAUGUUAAGGAUAAAAUAUGUAUUCUGAUUGAUGAUAUCUCAGAUACAUCAUACACCAUUACUAAAGCUGCUCAAAUACUUAUUGAAAAUGGAGCAAAAAAAAUUUAUGCGCUUAUUACUCAUGGGAUUUUAAGCGGUGAUGCUAUUCAACGAAUACAGUCCAGUGUUAUUGAUCAGGUUAUUGUCAGUAAUAGUGUUCCACAGGAUGAACAUAAAGCACAAUGUUCAAAAAUUAAGGUUUUUAAUGUUGCUCUUAUUCUUGCUGAGGCAAUCAGAAGAAUACAUAAUGGUGAGAGUGUUAGUGCUUUAUUUAGUCGAGUGGAUACAAUAUAA
Molecule: messenger RNA, 846 nt
Organism: Entrophospora sp. SA101
Lineage: Eukaryota; Fungi; Glomeromycota; Glomeromycetes; Entrophosporales; Entrophosporaceae
Source: the annotation of a GenBank genome assembly